UUCAGAAGAAUGCUUGAAUGUUUCUCCGACAGUAAUUCCACACAAACUCAGAAGCUUGAUGAAGUUAUCAUUGAGCUGGAUUUUCUAGACAGUGAAGUUUUAUCAAACAACGACAGAUGGUUAGAACAACCAAUAUUGGGUAGCCUGCGUUACUGGCAUCUAACAGGUAUUGUUGGUAUACUGGUUUCUAUUAUCUUUUUCACACUUUGCUCGGUUUUUAAGGUUCGAAUUCCUCGAACCAAAUCUGAGAUUGAUGCCAACUACAAGCGGAGAAUGUUGAUGCGAGAUUUUAAUGCCAGAAUGAAGACACUCGAGCAUAGCGAGCUUGAUGAUUUAGAUUACAGGCGCGCACUGGAGAAACUUAGACAGGAUUUAAAAGCAGAUUCAGAAAGCAUUGCUCAAUCAGAGCAGUCCCAGAUCAUCGAUCAACCUGAACUUGUAGUUUCUACUAAACAAAAAUGAACAUGAACGAAUAACCAUGCAAUAAAUAUGUAAUAAUCCUCUAUUUGGAACUGUAAUAAAUAGUUUUUCUCA
Messenger RNA from Eurytemora carolleeae, 534 nucleotides. Its product is annotated as transmembrane inner ear expressed protein. Lineage: Eukaryota; Metazoa; Arthropoda; Copepoda; Calanoida; Temoridae. The transcript has 9 exons. The record is from RefSeq and is a predicted model, not a curated record. The coding region runs from base 10 to 462 and encodes 150 amino acids.